GGCCAGGAAGCUUAGAAAGGGAGCGGGGCCAGCGCUGGAGGAGCCUUUCCUUUCCACACCGGGCGCGCUCGGUUGCGUGGCGGAACUUGGGCUCGGACGGAGAAGCGGUCGGGAGGCGGCGGGAGGAGGAGGUGGAAAAUGGCGCUGACUCAGGGAACCAAACGGAAAGUCUGCUACUACUACGACGGGGACAUUGGGAACUACUAUUAUGGUCAAGGCCACCCUAUGAAACCCCACAGAAUCAGGAUGACGCACAACCUCCUCCUCAACUAUGGCCUUUACAGAAAGAUGGAAAUCUAUCGCCCUUACAAAGCAAGUGCUGAAGAAAUGACCAAAUACCACAGUGACGACUACAUCAAAUUUCUGCGGUCAAUUCGCCCAGACAACAUGUCCGAAUACAGCAAGCAGAUGCAACGGUUCAAUGUUGGAGAAGACUGCCCUGUAUUUGAUGGCUUGUUUGAAUUCUGUCAACUUUCUACAGGAGGCUCUGUUGCCAGCGCAGUGAAGUUGAACAAGCAGCAGACGGACAUUGCCGUGAACUGGGCAGGCGGUUUGCAUCACGCCAAGAAGUCCGAGGCCUCUGGCUUCUGCUACGUCAAUGACAUCGUCCUAGCCAUUUUGGAGCUGCUCAAGUACCACCAGCGGGUCCUGUAUGUUGACAUAGACAUCCAUCACGGCGAUGGCGUGGAGGAGGCCUUCUACACCACAGACCGCGUCAUGACGGCAUCUUUUCAUAAGUAUGGAGAAUACUUCCCAGGAACUGGGGACCUUCGGGACAUUGGUGCAGGCAAAGGAAAAUAUUAUGCUGUCAACUACCCUCUCCGGGAUGGAAUAGACGAUGAGUCCUAUGAAGCCAUCUUCAAGCCAGUUAUGUCUAAAGUGAUGGAGACAUUCCAGCCUAGUGCUGUUGCCUUGCAGUGUGGGUCGGAUUCUUUAUCAGGGGACAGGCUGGGGUGUUUUAAUCUGACCAUUAAAGGUCAUGCCAAGUGUGUGGAGUUCAUCAAAAGCUUUAACUUGCCCAUGCUGAUGCUUGGAGGUGGAGGCUACACAAUUCGCAACGUGGCCAGGUGCUGGACAUACGAGACUGCUGUGGCACUGAACACAGAGAUCCCAAAUGAGCUUCCCUACAAUGAUUACUUUGAAUACUUUGGCCCAGACUUCAAGCUCCACAUCAGUCCCUCCAACAUGACCAACCAAAACACCAACGAAUACCUGGAGAAGAUUAAGCAACGCCUCUUUGAGAACCUGAGGAUGCUCCCCCAUGCUCCUGGCGUCCAGAUGCAGCCAAUCCCAGAGGAUGCUGUGCCGGAGGAUAGUGGAGAGGAAGACGAGGAAGAUCCCGACAAACGGAUUUCCAUCCGCUCCUCAGACAAGAGAAUAGCUUGUGAGGAAGAAUUCUCCGACUCUGAAGAUGAAGGGGAAGGUGGACGCAAAAACGUGGCAAACUUCAAGAAGGCCAAACGGGUGAAAACUGAAGAGGAGGAGAAGGAGGAAGAGAAAAAAGGUGAAGAAGUCAAAGAGGAGGAGAAGGCCAAAGAGGAGAUGGCAGAGCCCAAGGGGGUAAAGGAAGAGACGAAAUCCACUUAAGAGGCUGACAGAUGGGGAGCAGAGGUUCCCAGGUUUCCUGCUCCCCCUCCCCUUCUGUUCCUUCAGAAUUUGUAUUUUAUAUGUUUCUGUAGAUAUUCCUAUAUAAAUAUAUUGGGAAGGGGGAGCUGAAGAGAGACCUGGGCAGCAUUUCCUUCUGCCCUUCACUGGAUAAGCCAUGGGGAGGAUUCUGCUCAGCACCAAGAGAGAGAGAGAGAGAGAGAGAGAACCUUAAUCUCCUGUUCCUGCCACUGCUUCAUUGGAACGUGUUCUUGUUUUUGUUUUUAGGGGGGAGGGAACCCCCAGAUUCACUUAGUUUCUCCUGCACUUUCUCUCCUUUUGAAAUGAUGAAGCUCGCCUUUGAGAAUUCUGUGGUCUGGGAGUUUGGUUUGCUCUCUUUUCUUGAAUAGGUUUUUGAGGUGUGGAUACAGCCAUAAAACUUUGGGAAACUUGGGGUGCGGGGUGGGGGAGGGUGUGCAUUAGUGGUGGAGCUUGGAGUUCUAAUUGUCAGUGCCCAUGAACGAAUCCUCAGUUUGGGCAGCUGUAAUCAGACGCUGCCUCUUAGCAUUCCAGCACCUGGUUUGUGCAGGGAAGCAGGUGUUGUAAGGGCACAGGGUGGGUGAGCUAAUAGGCUUGGGCAAGGAGGAGAUUGUAGGAGGGGUGACCCUGGACCUAUCACUUCCCUUGGAUUCCGAGGAGGAAUAAGCAUUUUCUUCAAGGAAGGAGUCUUGACUGUGGAUCUCUCCUGAAUCUGUGCCUCUUGUGCCAGCAGGACAUGGCUCUUCCGCAGGGCACUCUCCCAGUCUCUCCUGGCUUUUUCAUCAGCUCAGAAAGCCCCAUAAUGUGUAUUUGGGCGUGACAAACAAGUUCGUGAGAGACAGCGCUCCGGCAAGGUCGCUUUCUGGUCUGUUUAAAAUAGCACCAUGUUCAUUUGAUAUUUGGAAAAGGGGCAGCUUGCAGAAGCCAGCAAGUGAACCUUGAGCCUUUCAGGGUGGGCACAGUGUUGGGCAGCGUCCUUUCAAAAAGUGCCAUGAUACGGGCUAGCCCGAGCGAUGCUGCUACCUUGGCCAUAUCACCCUCUAGGGGAAGGGGGAGAGGGGUUUUAUUUUUUUAAGCCACCGGUUUACCUGGUUUUUAAAGGCUCUUGGGCGCAAGUUCCUCACAGAUCUUCCUGCUCUUUGAUAACUUGUAUUUGGUGAAAUGAAAAGAUCAUUGUAUUUGUGGGGGGAGGGGGAGGGGAAGAUAUAUAUAUUGUGGUUUUUUUUAAAGAAACUUUUUAUUUUCGUUUUCUUGGAGAAAGAAAAAAAUCUUUGUAAUAAAAUCGGUCUGUAUCUCUG
Molecule: messenger RNA, 2921 nt
Organism: Sphaerodactylus townsendi
Lineage: Eukaryota; Metazoa; Chordata; Lepidosauria; Squamata; Sphaerodactylidae
Gene: HDAC1
Product: histone deacetylase 1
Exons: 14
Coding region: 139-1587 (482 amino acids)
Molecular function (GO): histone deacetylase activity
Source: RefSeq, a predicted model, not a curated record